This is a messenger RNA of Clavispora lusitaniae ATCC 42720, 1122 nucleotides long. NCBI's taxonomy places the organism in Eukaryota, Fungi, Ascomycota, Pichiomycetes, Serinales, Metschnikowiaceae. The record is from RefSeq and is a predicted model, not a curated record.
AUGGAAGGUAUGACUUUAUCCUGUUUUAUGCUUUUGUUUUGCGAGCCUGCCGACUCUGGCUUUGAUCCUGGAACGGUUUCCUGUGUCAUGCUGAGUCCAAGUGAUGGAGUUUCCAACAAAGAAAGCGAGGGCGGAUGUAGAGGUGUACAUGUAGAGGAUAUCGAAGCUGCGCGAAAUCACCAAGGACGAAUAAUUGUUAUCAUUUUUAUACACUUUGCAUACUUAAGCAGAGAAAGACAAAGAGACACCCAACUUGUGGACAGGUUCAGCCAACUUCAAGGCAUCGAAGGAAGCACCGAGACCCAAUCUCACGCCUGGUCUCAAUUCUUGAGAGUAAGACACAGCAGUCAAACCGGAGUCAGCAAUCUUAGCCUUGACGAAGGUGGUAGCAUCCAACUUGUACUUGGUGGCAAACUCGACGUUGACAGCAGAGGACUUAACAGAAUCCCAAGUGGCCUUAGCACCAGCCUCAACCAAUGGGGAAACCUUGUGGUAGUAAGCGGCAGUGAAGACAGACAAGUUGGAGGUGGAAGUAACACCAACAGUGUACAAUGGGUUAGCGUAACCAACACCAACAGAGUACUUGUUGAGCUUGGCGGAAGCAAUGUCGUAGCCCAAUUCAGCACCUGCAGUGAAGCCAUCGUGAGCCACAGUCAAGUCAGCUGUGGCGAUUGGGCCCUUGAGCAAGUCGAAGAACAAUCUGGCGUUGACAGCAGAUUGUUGGUAGAAGAAGUUCAACUUGGCGUUCUUGGCACCGUUUGGAACCACAGAGGUGUCCAAUUCACCCUUCAAGCCUGGGGUCAACAACUCAGACAAUUCAAUCUUGGUGUUCAAGACAUUGGCGUUGUUCCAGCCCUGGGUCAAAGUCAAACCAGUAGCCUUGUCAGCGUACUUGGCGUCGACAGAAGCGGCAAUGGAGUUGUCCUUGGCAGUCUUACCCUUAACGGUGAAGGCAACACCGUUUGGUGCGGUAGACUUGACAUCAACAGCAGCAGAGGACAAGUGGAAAAAGUCCUUGUUCAACAAGUCAUUGGAAGACUUUUGGAUGUCAGAAAAUGCAAUUGGAGCCAUUGUAUGCGAUUCGAAGAAGAGUUGUUUCGGAGAAAAGCUGUGGAGGGGUAA